Brassica oleracea var. oleracea is the source of this 2272-nucleotide messenger RNA. Its product is annotated as phosphoglucomutase, chloroplastic. Lineage: Eukaryota; Viridiplantae; Streptophyta; Magnoliopsida; Brassicales; Brassicaceae. Gene Ontology annotation, biological process: carbohydrate metabolic process. The transcript has 22 exons. The coding region runs from base 127 to 2016 and encodes 629 amino acids. Gene Ontology annotation, cellular component: cytosol. Gene Ontology annotation, molecular function: phosphoglucomutase activity; magnesium ion binding. The record is from RefSeq and is a predicted model, not a curated record.
ACAUGUGGCAAUCCUACACUUGCGAUCUUCACCUCUCUUAGAUCUCCCCUCCCUGUCUCUCUCUCUCACUCUUUAACGCACACUUUCCCCGAGUAUCGAUACUCGCCGCCUGAGCCAAUCUCAGCAAUGUCGUCGACCUAUGCGAGAUUCGACACCGUUUUUCUCCUUUCUAGAUUCGCCGGCGCUAAGUACUCGCCGCUGUGGCCUUCUUCUUCAUCGUCGUCGCACUCUUCUCUCUUAUCUUCCGGGAUUCACCUUAGAGCCAAGCCGAAUUCGCGUUUGCGAUCGGUUACAGGAGCAUCCUCUUCAUCGUCUGGUCCUAUCAUCGCCGGAAGUGAAAGCAUUGAGAUCAAAUCGUUGCCGACGAAGCCUAUCGAGGGGCAGAAGACUGGAACAAGCGGCCUCCGGAAGAAGGUGAAAGUUUUCAUGCAAGAUAAUUACCUAGCCAACUGGAUCCAGGCAUUGUUUAAUUCAUUGCCCCUGGAGGACUAUAAGGACGCCACAUUGGUUUUAGGAGGUGAUGGUCGUUACUUCAACAAAGAGGCCUCGCAGAUCAUAAUCAAAAUUGCGGCUGGGAAUGGAGUUGGAAAAAUUUUAGUUGGACAGGAAGGCAUUUUGUCAACCCCAGCGGUUUCCGCUGUAAUCAGGAAACGAAAGGCAAAUGGAGGAUUUAUUAUGAGUGCAAGUCAUAAUCCUGGUGGACCUGAAUAUGACUGGGGUAUCAAGUUCAAUUACAGCAGUGGUCAGCCAGCUCCUGAAUCCAUUACUGACAAAAUUUAUGGAAAUACACUUUCAAUCUCUGAGAUUAAGGUGGCAGAGAUUCCCGACAUUGAUCUUUCUCAUGUUGGAGUUACUAAAUAUGGGAAUUUCAGUGUGGAAGUUAUAGAUCCUAUUUCCGAUUACUUGGAGCUCAUGGAGGAUGUGUUUGACUUUGAUCUCAUUAGAGGUCUUCUUUCAAGAUCAGAUUUUGGGUUCAUGUUUGAUGCCAUGCAUGCUGUUACUGGUGCUUAUGCGAAACCAAUUUUUGUCGAUAAUCUUGAAGCCAAACCGGAUUCAAUUUCCAACGGAGUUCCCCUGGAAGAUUUUGGGCAUGGCCAUCCAGAUCCUAAUUUGACAUAUGCAAAGGAUUUGGUUGAUGUCAUGUAUCGUGACGAUGGACCUGAUUUCGGAGCAGCAAGUGAUGGUGAUGGUGACAGAAAUAUGGUCUUAGGAAACAAAUUCUUUGUCACUCCUUCAGACUCUGUUGCUAUCAUUGCAGCCAAUGCACAAGAAGCAAUUCCAUAUUUCCGUGCUGGUCCUAAGGGUCUAGCACGUUCUAUGCCAACUAGUGGUGCUCUGGAUCGUGUUGCCGAGAAGUUGAAGCUUCCUUUCUUCGAGGUUCCCACCGGAUGGAAAUUUUUUGGAAAUCUUAUGGAUGCUGGAAAAUUGUCAAUCUGUGGAGAAGAGAGCUUUGGCACAGGUUCUGAUCACAUCCGUGAGAAGGAUGGCAUAUGGGCUGUGUUAGCGUGGCUUUCGAUCCUAGCUCAUCGCAACAAGGACAAGAAACCAGGGGAGAAGUUGGUUUCUGUUGCAGAUGUUGUGAACGAGUACUGGGCGACAUAUGGAAGGAACUUUUUUUCCAGAUACGACUAUGAAGAAUGUGAAUCUGAAGGAGCCAAUAAAAUGAUCGAAUAUCUUAGAGAUAUCGUGGCUAAGAGCAAGGCCGGUGAAAAUUAUGGAAACUAUGUCCUCCAGUUUGCAGAUGACUUUUCAUACACGGACCCUGUUGAUGGAAGUGUUGCAUCCAAGCAAGGUGUUCGGUUUGUCUUCACUGAUGGAUCCAGAAUCAUAUAUCGUUUAUCCGGAACUGGUUCAGCUGGUGCCACGGUUCGAAUAUAUAUUGAACAGUUUGAGCCAGACGUUUCAAAGCAUGAUGUGGAUGCACAGAUAGCUCUAAAACCUUUGAUAGAUCUUGCAUUGUCUGUAUCAAAGUUGAAGGAGUUUACAGGGAGGGAGAAGCCCACUGUCAUUACAUGAGGAAAAAAACUAUUCUGUGUCACAUGGUCCUUAUGAAAGGCGAGUUGGGUUCCUGACUUCAGUUUUGUCUGCCAUGUUUUUAUUCGAAACUUCCAGAGCAAUGAACUGCUUAUCUAUGUAACAUAUAUAUAUAUAUAUAACUUGAUGCGUCUGUAUAAAAUAAAAGGAUAUAUUUUCUUUCGUUGGUCGAGUCAUGUUCGAUGAUUCAUGACUAUGUCUUGGAAAUGAACUGCUUAUUGGAAGAUAUUUGGUAUGA